Molecule: messenger RNA, 5953 nt
Organism: Malurus melanocephalus (red-backed fairy wren)
Lineage: Eukaryota; Metazoa; Chordata; Aves; Passeriformes; Maluridae
Gene: DCAF4
Product: DDB1 and CUL4 associated factor 4
Exons: 14
Coding region: 84-1583 (499 amino acids)
Cellular component (GO): Cul4-RING E3 ubiquitin ligase complex
Molecular function (GO): protein binding
Source: RefSeq, a predicted model, not a curated record
GGCCCCAGGAGAGGCGGUGGGGCGUUUGGUCGUCACUGCCCUUGUACCUUCCGGGUUUUGCCUUCAACGCGGCGGGGGUAGAAAUGAGGAGAAAUUUCCGUCGAGGCAAGGAGAGGCGUGGAUGGAGCAGCAACAAGCGCAGCCACCACCCCCACCGACACGAGAGACCCAGCCACAGCCACCGCAACGAAAGUCUGGAACAGAAGGAACCACAGACCCCAGUGAAUGCAGGCCCCAGCAGCAGUGAAGAUCCUUCUUCAUCCAGUUCAACACAGAACUCUGCAGCGCCAGAACUGCCGGGGUUUUAUUAUGACUCAGAAAAGAACCGCUAUUUUCGCCUAUUGCCUGGACAUAAUAACCACAACCCACUCACCAAGGACAGCAUUGAGCACAAGGCAAUGGAGUGCAAAAGACUGAGACUCUUAGAAGAAGAACAAAAGCAGAAAACAACAAGGGCUGGACUGAACUCAUCUUUGCUGUUACAGAAAAGGCAGCUGGGUUUGCUCAGCUCCACAAGUUAUUGCAGGCUAGUCCAUGAACUAAAAGUGAACUGCAUGCAGAGGAGGAAGAUAGAAAUUCACAGUCCGGAUUCCUCAGUUGCUGGAACCAACAAUUUUAAAAUCAUUGUGGCAGAUGUUGCUUGUGAACGAAUAUUCACUGUGAACGAUGUAGAGCAUGGAGGAUGUAAAUAUGGUAUCAUCAAUCUCAGCGGUUUGGGGAAGGAGUCUCUCACUGUGGAGAUGUAUGACAACCUCUACUUCACAAACCGCAAAGUGAAUUCUGUGUGCUGGGCAUCAUUGACUCAUCCAGAUUCUCAUGUUUUGCUGUGUCUCAUGGGAAUUGCAGAAACACCAGGCUGUGCCAGUCUGCUUCCAGCAUCAUUGUUCAGCAGCACUAACCCAGGAGAUCGACCUGGAAUGCUGUGCAGUUUCAAGAUAUCCACUGCCUGGUCCUGUGCUUGGUGCCUGAAUCCCCARGCAGACAACUGCUUUAGCACAGGUCUGACACGACGAGUUCUUGUGACCAAUGUAGUGACAGGGCAUCGACAGACAUUUGGAACCAGCAGUGAUGUACUGGCACAGCAGUUUGCCACACAGACCCCAGUGCUGUACAAUGGCUGCCGUUCAGGUGAGAUUUUCAGCAUUGAUGUGCGCCAACGGAACCGAAAGGGGCAGAGCUGGAAAGCAACUCGUCUCUUCCAUGGCUCAGCAGUUACAUCUAUUCACCUUAUGGAGGCUGAACAUUAUCUUAUGGCAGCAGAUAUGGCUGGAAAGAUAAAACUGUGGGACCUGAGAACAGCCAAGUGUGUGAAACAGUACAAAGGUCAUCACAAUGAAUAUGCUCUUCUCCCUUUGCAUGUAAAUGAGGAGGAAGGACUUCUUAUAGCAGUUGGUCAAGAUUGCUACACCAGAAUUUGGAGUCUCCAAGAUGCUCGUCUGCUUAGAACCAUCCCCUCUCCCCACCCAUCAUCCAAAGAUGCCAUUCCUAGUGUGGUGUUUUCUUCAAGACUUGGGGGUAGCCGAGGAGUUCCUGGCUUACUCAUGGCUGUCAAACAGGAUCUCUACCACUUCUCCUACAACUGACAUAUUCUCCUGAGACCUGGUCUACAAAACUGCCAAUCUAUAUGUGACUUCAAAAUCUUUACACCAGUCACCAAGCUGUUGACUCAUUAUGUGCUGCUGUUGCAUCUGCUUUGCCCAUCUAACUGUGAACCUCCUUUGGCAGGUUCAGCCAAUUUUGCUGUAUACAUCUCAGACCUCUUGUAAAUAAAAGCUGAACACUGAUUAACUAUAAGCAAGAUUCAGACUCUGAAAUCUAGCUGUAAGCCUGCCAAGCUGGUAACUUAAAGAGCCUCUGUUGUGCUAGCUGAAUUUGCUGUCAAAAGUAGGCAGGCCCAGCAGAGUGAAGCAGUGAUGUUGAGAAGCUGACACUAAAGUCUUCUGGGGCUUUGUUUGGAGGAGCUUCGGUCACGGUUCCUGCUUCAACUGCCACUGUUCCACCUACGGUUGUAAGCAGUGCAAGGAAUGGCUGUUUUUCUUACCCAUGCUACAUUUGCUGGGUCACACUAAACUUUGGCCCUUUCAGGUGAUGUUAGCAUGCUACUACACCGUUGCCAUCCUCUUUAAAAGCCCCUUUUCUGGCCCAGUAGAGAAGCUGAAAGCCCCUGUUAAUUAUGAUAGUGUUUCCUAACCAAGUCCACAUCCCUACCAUGGAGUUUGGUCAGGAGUCUGGAAGGGUGGGCUUGCUCAUGCAGCCAUAGCAGGACACAAGCAGGACCCCAGYUGUACAGACCACAUCUUUGGGAUAUGUGAUCACCCAUGCAAAGUCAGGCCUUUUGCAUACAGAGCUACAAUUGGACCCUCGGCAGCAAAGUUGUAGCACCAGUACAACUCACAGUAACUGGAUUGUACCAUGUUUGUAUUUGAGAUCAAGUACUAUCCAUGGAGCCUCSUUACCUCCACCUCCUGCCUGGUAACCAGUCUGGCUUGGGCAAGACCAUCCUGCUCUCACUAUCUGUAGGAAGCACGGACCAGAUCAGGAACCUUUGAGAUCUAAGAUGGGCUUUACAGGAAAGGCACACUCACUGCACUCAAAUUUUCCAAGAUUCUUAUUAAAGGAGUGCCAGAACCAACUUUUCAUCCUGGCAUCCAUUUAGAUGCUUUUCAAUUUGAGAAAAUACUCUGCAAUUUGUCUUGAUCAGUUAUGUUAAUCUUGGAUUCUGUUUUCUGUUGCAUGCACAAUGAUAAAUGCACACAGCACAACUUUCGAGAGCAUUUGCAUUGCCUUAGCUAAUAAUGCAUACUGCMACUAAGCAUCUGUUCAGAAAGCAGAAGUGUACAUAACCCCAUCCCACUGCAAAGUCCUAAUACUACAUCUGAUAAUSAACUCAGAGUUGCAAUACACCUGAUACUGAUCUUGCUGGUAAAUGUGUAGUUCAAAUAUUUUCAGGUAAUGACUUAGAAAAAUCAUGAACUCCCUUAAAGCAGAAUUAAUUCCAACAUUUAAAUUAGAAUUUAAACUUUUUUUCAGUGCUCUUAAUACCAGUACUACCCAUUCUGCAAGAACAAGAAAGACAUUGCAACAAUUACGUCUAAUUGCCGUGGGAAACACAAACUAAGAAUUGUGGCAGAAAGGCAUCUUACAUAACUGAAGAUAGUUUCUUCUCUUUGUUCCUUUUAGGGAAAACAUGGAAAACAAAAUAAUUUCCUUUCUGUUGUUUGCAGGAAGCAAAUGCCACACACAUAUCCCUGCAAACCCUUGCAGCCAWCACCUCUAAUUAAGCCUGCAAAAGCACUAAAAAAGGAGAGGAGAAGCAGGGCAGGAAGAGAGGCAAUUUGGCUGCAAUGACUAACAGCAAGCAGUUUACAGGCAGCAGCUAAAAUGUAUUAAAUCAUCUCUUUAUUAUGCAGCAACAGCAGGACCUUAAAGCAGUUAAAUAGGAACUGCAGCACUCUUCCUCUCUGCUGAAGUAUCAAAACACAGUAUUUCUUUGCCUCAGCUUCUCAGCAAGCACUGAACUAGUGGGAAACCUCAGAAAGGUCAGCCCUGUACUUCAAGACAGCUUGCAGCAUCCCUCAUCCAGCAGACACAAUAACCUUGGUCCGUUUGGGUCCCAUGGCACAGCGCAGACCACCAGGCUCAGCAGCCAAACUGCCAGUGCCUCCCAUCAACACAACUUGCAGAAGCCGCAGUCUCACCCUUGYUCUGUUCCAUGUCCCCUGCUGCUCUCAUCUCUCAACUCUCUUAAUAAAGCUCUUUAAAUAUAAGCCCCUUUAGAUCACUUAAGGUUCUUAGAUAUAACAGGUAGAAAAAAUUCAAUUUUAACUUGAAAUUUGUAACACAUGGAGGGGAUUUGCUUCUGGGUCUUCUGUGGUGGUGUUGGUCAUGUCUUUCUGUUGGUCUCAAUUUAUUGCAGUAAUUCAUAGUCAUUUCUCCUCUUUUAAUGAAUACUGGAACUAAGAGGUUAAAAAAUUUAUUUACUAGUCACAAAUUCGCACUGCCAUUUUGGCAUUUUUGGACCUAUUCUAACAGGACUAGAAAAUGAAGCAUUUGUUGUGAGAAAGGGAGAAUUCAAACCSAACUAUGUAUAUAGUCUCAAGGUAUCCCCUUACAAAAGUUGCUUUCAGAAAAGUUAUAAUCUGGCAGUGGAGAAUUCAGCUUUGGUCCCCAAACCUUCAGUCACUAGUGGCUGCUUGCAUCUAUUCUAUAUACUACAUAUACUGUGAGCUGAAUCCAGCAGCCAACACCACCACCAACCCAAAGUACCUUCUAGACAGGUAUUCUGGGGUGAGGGCCUGGGGGCUGAGAGAUGCAUGACCCAACUGUUUACAGCACUUUACAAAUCAGUUUAAAGUUUCAAAAAKGGAAACUAAGGCACAAAGUUGAUUACCCUUUUUAGGUAACAUCAAAAUAAGCAAGAUCACSUGCCUUUUCUUGUUCAAACUUCUUUCCUAUUUGCACUUCCUUUUAUAUCAUGGUAGCUGUGAAGCACUCCAAUGCCUUCCUGACAUCACCAUCAUACAUAUGCUAUUGCKUCUCUCCAGUGCUGCUGGAAAAUUGCCUUUUAAGCAGAAAGAUUUAACCUGUUUUUUUAAAGUGUUAGAAAUCUGUGUAUUUCAAAAUCUCCAGGCAUUCUUGAAAUUAGAAUUUCUUUAAUGUUACAAUUAAAACAUUUCCUACAUAAGGACUGUCACAUAUAUAUAUGUAUAUAUAUGUAAAUUACUUAAUUACUUUUUUGCUUGAGUUAUAGCCAACAAAAGUGAAGUUAAAAAGCUGAAAGCACUUUAAUUUUGGCUUGUAAUAACUAGCUGCCAUUCUACCUUAGUUUUGUCUUUGUCACAUUAUACUGCUGAUUUUGAAAGCCCUCAUAGCAAGUUUUUAUUUAUUUUGGCAUUGACAUGAUUUCAUUGUUGAUGUACCUGCAUUACCAAACAGACACAUUUGACGACAUAGUAUGUGUGCUGUGACUGACAGAAUAUAUAUGUCAACAUUGCUUUGCCAUGAAAGAGUGCCCAGUUGGGGAUGGAAAUGAAACCUGGAUGACAAAAAGCAGACAGUUCUAUCACUCGUCCAGAUCAUUUCUGUUCUCAAAUUACUGGCAGGCAAAGACAUAUUUGUUGGUGCCAAAUUAUAUUACAGCCAYCAGUGAUAAUUAAAUGCAAAGACGAUGCCACAAAUGUGGCAUUACAGUGACUGACAAUGUCAGUUGACAAAUGAAACACRAAAAUGAGAGGCUGCCAAAAUAAAAUUGUAUUAGUAUUUAAACCUAAUUGGACUGGUUAUGCUAAAAGCAAAAAUACGGAGAACAAAGUAUAUAACCAGGUGGGAAGCCAGAGUGCUGCAAUAUUAAAGCCCAGGCUCCCAAAGCAGCAGGGACAUUUGUGAAUGUCUCAGCACUCACAGCAGACACCUGGCAUAAAUGCAAGGCAGAUCUAACUUAAUGUGGUGUUUAUUUCCACAAAUAAGCUCUUGUUGACAUCAAAAGCUGGCAAGGGUUGUCUUGUUUACCAGAACACAGCCAAAGGUCCAAUUCACAAGGGACACAGAAACAUACAGGAUACCUUGGCCAACUUCAGUUUUUGCAACUUCACCUGCAAGGAACUGGGCAGGAGAACGAAUGAACAGGAAAAUCAWUGCAGGGGGUGGAAGUGGGGGAGGGCAGGGAAUGAAAGACAGCAGUUUUUCUUGUGCAAGUAACUCCACCUUGGAGCCUGUUCCUACCCUGACAAUAACUACAUGUUGCAGCCAUGCUGUUCCUCCAUCUGUCCCCUGGCUGCAAGUUUCAGGUGCAAUGUGCAUUUAGUAUAUAUUUAAGCCAAGAAUGGCCUACAGGGUUUGGCUAGGGAGUCUAACUGAAAGUGCCCACAUCUAUUUGACACUCACAUGUAUCUGCUUCAUAGAAUGAGAGGGAAACCCACAUCACCUAUCUGAAGAUGAAUCUUCAUGCUGAAUU